Messenger RNA from Bacillus rossius redtenbacheri, 2244 nucleotides. RefSeq names its product zinc finger protein 345-like. NCBI's taxonomy places the organism in Eukaryota, Metazoa, Arthropoda, Insecta, Phasmatodea, Bacillidae. Gene Ontology annotation, molecular function: zinc ion binding. Gene Ontology annotation, cellular component: nucleus. The record is from RefSeq and is a predicted model, not a curated record. The transcript is spliced from 5 exons. Bases 189 to 2138 code for a protein of 649 amino acids.
UUUAUCUAAUGUCUAUGGUUUAUUACUUGAGUAAAUAAAGUACUAGUGUUUAUUAGUUCAAUGUUUUUAUACGUAAUGUUUAUUUUUGUAAGUUUGUAGUUCAUUGUGUUAUUUUAAUGUUAUAAGAAACACCUUUUUUGUUGUAAUUCUUAACAGUAUUCGCCUUGAUUAAUUUUAUUGAAAGUGAAAUGAAUGAUAGAUCAGAUGCAUUACAAAAAAUUUGCCGAUUGUGCCUAUCUGAGACUGGUGUUAUAUUACCCAUUUUUGAAAGCUUUGUAAGUGAAGGAUUUCAAGUUCCUUUGACACUAAAAAUUGUGGAAUGUUUAUCUAUUGAAGUAUCUGCUGAAGAUAAGUUACCAACAUUUAUAUGCCACCGUUGUUUAUAUGAAGUUGACAGGUUUCAUGAAUUCAAAGAAAUGUGUGGGAAAGCAAAUAUGACUCUGACUCAUUGUUUUCAGAAGCAAGCAUCAGAAGUUGAAAAGGUGGUGGCUUUCAAACAAGAACUGUUGGAUGAGACUGUUUAUUAUGAUGCAGAUGAUCCAUUAUCUGAUGAAUCUGAGAGGCAGCAGAAUUCAUCACCAGAGUCAUCAGAUUGUGAGCAACCAAACCAGAAGUCAUGUGAAAAACUGCCUUUAGACACUGAAAAGAGUGUAAAUGUUUUAGAAAUUGUGAAGUGCUAUUCUCCACUUGAAGACUGUGUGUCAGUAGAGGAAGCACGCUUUCCUUCUCUGCAGAAAAAAUUUGAAUUGGUAGAGAUGCCUCAACUAGACCCACAAGGUGCCUGUGACAACAGUGACCCAGAACUGGAAGUGGAAACAACGGUGGACAGUAAAAUGGAUGGUGUAUUACAAACAGCUUUAGAUGACACUGAUAAAAACCAGCUCAAAACAAAGUUUUCUUGUAAAUAUUGCCCACGAAAAUUUGUGUACAGAUUAAGCCUUCUUAAACAUGAAGGGGCUCACAGAAAUGAGAAGUUAUCAUUCAGCUGCAAAAUGUGUUCCAGAUUGUUCUCCAGUCACAUCAAAUUUGAAGCGCACAAGAAAGCUCAUGAGAGAAAGACCACGAGUAAGACUAGGAGAGAAAUUCACGAUCACAGGAAAUUAAUUGUUGGUGAUUACAGUUGCAGAUAUUGUCGUAAAGAGUUUAAUCACACCGAAGGUGAAUGCUUUCGUGACACAGGCUGUUGUUCCACGAACCCAAACAAGACCCAACAGUGCCGCUUCUGCAGUAAAUCUUUCCUGCAUCGCGGGAGCGGGUGGCGCCACGAGAAGUUCACAUGCGAAAUGAAUCCCAAAAGAUCUAAGAAAACCAAAAGCAACGAAGACAUGCCGAGCGAGUUGUUUGCCUGCAGGUUUUGUGGCAAAUCGUUCGCCCACCGGGGUAGCUGCUGGCGGCACGAGAAGUCCCACUCCGGGAUCAAGCCGUAUGUGUGCAAGCACUGCCCCAAGUCGUUCGGGGAGAAGGCCCACUUCGACCGGCACGUGCGGAUGCACCUCGGGGUCAAGCCGUUUCACUGCAAGCUCUGCCACAAGGCAUUCGCAGACAUGUCGAACCUGCGCAACCACGAGCGAACGCACGACGGCGCCAAGCCCCACCUGUGCUCGAUCUGCGGGAAGUCGUACGCCGUCAGGGCCAUGCUGCUGAGGCACGAGCUGGUGCACGGCGGAGCUCGGCCUCACGAGUGUGCCACCUGCCGCCGGACGUACGCCUGCCUCGCCGACCUCAGGAAGCACCAGAAGCUGCACGUCAAGGAGCCAGGCUUCCUCUGCUCGGAGUGCGGGAAGUCCUUCUCCCAAAACUGGCAGCUCAAGUCCCACAGCAUCAUACACACCGGUCUCAAGCCCUUCAAGUGCGAGGUGUGCGAGAAGUCCUUCAACAACUACUCAAACUUUCGGGCCCACCAGAGAAUCCACAAGGCGGGCCCGCGGCCGUUCCUCUGCAGCCACUGCGCCCUCGGCUUCUUCACCAAGUCGCAGCUGGCGAUGCACCUGCGCGUGCACACCGGUGAGAGGCCACACCCGUGCAGGCACUGCCCCAAGAGCUUCAGAGUGCGGUCGCGGCUCCUGGCCCACGAGGAAGGCCACCUCCGAACACGGAACACGCAGGCGACCGUGCCUGCUGACCGGCGACCAAACUGAUGUGCCGUUGUCUUUAACUUUUACUCGUUGACAUUUAUUUUCCAAGAGAUUUAUACAUGGGUUACUAUAUAUACAUGAAAUAAUAAUAAUAGUCCUAUUUUUUUAA